This is a messenger RNA of Morus notabilis, 1484 nucleotides long. Its product is annotated as thaumatin-like protein 1b. Gene Ontology annotation, cellular component: extracellular region. The transcript is spliced from 4 exons. Gene Ontology annotation, biological process: defense response. Bases 51 to 1178 code for a protein of 375 amino acids. NCBI's taxonomy places the organism in Eukaryota, Viridiplantae, Streptophyta, Magnoliopsida, Rosales, Moraceae. The record is from RefSeq and is a predicted model, not a curated record.
UUCUUAAUUUCUGCUUAAAUUUUCUUUUAUAGAUACGCUAUAUAUAUCCGAUGGCGAUAUCAUUGUCUUUCUCCCAAGUUUUCCUCUUGUUUCUUUGUCUCUUCCAAACCCCUGGCACGCAUUCGGUGUUGAUGAUGAACAUCAAAAAUUCAUGCGAGGACACCAUAUGGCCGGCUUAUGUCUCCAAACCCCACUCCUCGGAGCUCCCGAAGAAUUCGACCGGUUUCACCCUCCGGCCGGGAGAAUCCAAGAUCGUCUCAGCUCCGGCCAACUGGGACGGCACUCUAUGGGGCCGAACCCACUGCAGCGGAAACACCACGGCCCAUAAAUUCACUUGCGGGACCGGGGACUGCGGCUCCUCGGCCCUGGAAUGCCCCAGUGGAACCGCCGCUCCUGCCGCCACUACUCUUGCCGAAUUCACCCCGAAGGGCGCAGCGGGAGAGUACGCCUACUCCGUCAGCCUCGCGAAGGGGUUCAACCUGCCCAUGACGGUGGUUCCGAGAGGUAAUAGUCAUCAAUCAAUUAGCGACUGCAAGGCAACUGGUUGCGUUGCGGAUCUGAACAAGGAAUGCCCUAAGGACGUCCAAGUUGUGCGUGGCAACGAUGUUAUUGGGUGUAACAGCGCGUGCGAGGCGUUUAAGGAAACUCAUGAUCACUACUGUGGUCGUUCUAGCACUUACUCCGAUCAUUUCAAGGGACUCUGCCCAGGUACUCAGGCCUAUGAAAACGACAAGACAAACACAUUCUUCUCAUGUGCUUCUGCAGAUUACUAUGAUGUUAACUUCUGUGCUUCAAGUUUUCCUUCAAGUUCUCCACGCUUCGUAACCCACAGUACUGCGAGUUCGCCGGAAGUGUACGGUCCAGGGGAGGAGUUGUGGGAUAACAGUGGCAAAAGUACUCCCUUGCUCAUCAAAAUAAUCGCUUCUAUUUCUGGGACCAUCGUGGGAGGACCAUUUUUAAUGUGGCUGGUGCAUAUCAUUUGGAGUCGUUACCAAAGGGCCGAUCACAGCCGUCCAUUUUUUUGUCAUCUCAAACUCAUCUUCGAGUGUCGUAGCAACUGGAUCUGUAACUGUUGCACUAACAAUUCCAAUCCUCAAGAAAACUCAUCAGCAAUGCAUCACGUCCCCUCAAAAUUUCCGAACCAAAGGGAGCAAAUUAUGAAGAAAGUAAGACGUUAAUAUAUGCAUACGUACCUGCUAUAUAUACCUUGUUUCCUAAGAUAUUUGAGUACCACGUGAUUCUGGUAUACAUAUCUACACGCGUGUGAGUUCUCGGAUCGGGUGCGACGAUACGGCGGAGGGAGGCGGUGGCUGCCGGAGAUCUUGUUCAUUUUCUGUUUGUGUUAAUAAAUAGGUACUCGCUGGUUUUAUAACGGGCUUUAUAAUUGGGGAUGAUCUAACUAUAUGUUUCUGUAUUUGGUUGAUUUCGGGCCCGUUUAGUUCGCUGAUUUGAGUUUUUAAUUUGAGUUAAGAUGUGAUGUUAUG